AUGGCACCCGGCGCAGAAAUCGAAGCCUUGACUGCUCCCCGAAAGAAUGAGGACCAACCUACCUUGUACAACGACGUGAACCAAGAUGAGCUCCAAACCAAAAGCUCCAAGUACCUUCUCAACUAUGGAACUAAGUUCAACAAAGACGUGAUUUGCGCCAGCAGAGGCCUUUUCGUGUACACAGCCUCCGGCCACAAAGUUCUCGACUUCACAUCUGGGCAAAUGUCCUGCCUCCUCGGCCAUGGACACCCGGAAAUUGUCAAGACAAUCGCAGACCAUGCGGCAUCGCUAGACCACCUCUUCUCCGGCAUGGUCUCACCACCUGUGAUCAACCUGGGGGAACGACUUUGCAACCUCCUCCCAGCCGGCCUGGACAAGGCGUUCUUUUUGUCCACCGGGGGUGAGAGUAACGAGGCUGCCAUCAAAAUGGCCAAGGUUUACACAGGCAAGUUCGAAAUUGUCGGGUUAGGCGCUAGCUGGCACGGAGUAACAGCGCAAGCACUCGGCGCCCAGUACCACUUCGGUCGCAAGGGCCAAGGUCCUUUGAUGCCGGGCAUGCUGAUGCUCCCACCACCAAAUGCCUACCGAUCUAUCUUCCGUCACUCCGAUGGAUCCUACGACUGGCGAGCGGAGAUGGAGUACGGCUGGCGAAUGAUCGACAUGCAAUCAUGCGGCUCCCUGGCAGCGUGCAUCGUGGAAUGCAUACAAUCAAGUGGCGGAAUGCAUGUUCUUCCGGCAGGAUAUCUGGCGGCCCUGAAGCACGAGUGCGAAAAGCGUGGAAUGCUUCUGAUUGUCGACGAAGCCCAAACGGGGGUCGGUCGCUGUGGAGACCUCAUGGCCAUCAACCACGAGGACGUCGUCCCGGACAUCCUCACUUUGAGCAAAACACUGGGCAAUGGAUUACCGCUUAGUGCGGUGAUUACGAACGAGGAGAUUGAGCGCGUAUGCGCGCAACGGGACUAUUGUUUUUACACGACCCAUGUCAAUGAUCCACUUCCCGCAGCGGUGGGUGACAAAGUGCUCGAGAUUGUGAUUCGCGACGGACUGGUCGCGCAUUCGCAUGCGAUGGGACAAAUCCUGCAUGACAAGCUCCAUGCCCUGAAAGAAAAAUACGGCUGCAUUGGCGAUGUACGUGGCCGUGGCCUUAUGGCAGGCAUUGAGAUAGUGGAGGAUCGCGAAAGCAAAAUCCCCGCUUUGGCACUGGGCCAGGCGAUUGGGGAUCGGGCCUAUGAAUUAGGCUUGUGGGCUAAUCUGAGUAGCCAUCCCAGCUUUGGGGGUGCUUUUCGCAUAGCCCCGCCCAUCACUAUCACUGAGCAGGAGUUGUUAUGUGGCUUGGAAAUAUUGGAAGAGGCGUUUGCAACAACGACAGGCACUUUGCCUGUGCACGUGUGA
Molecule: messenger RNA, 1392 nt
Organism: Penicillium olsonii
Lineage: Eukaryota; Fungi; Ascomycota; Eurotiomycetes; Eurotiales; Aspergillaceae
Source: the annotation of a GenBank genome assembly